Messenger RNA from Canariomyces notabilis, 342 nucleotides. RefSeq names its product ribosomal protein 60S. The coding region runs from base 1 to 342 and encodes 113 amino acids. The transcript has 3 exons. Gene Ontology annotation, molecular function: structural constituent of ribosome. Lineage: Eukaryota; Fungi; Ascomycota; Sordariomycetes; Sordariales; Chaetomiaceae. The record is from RefSeq and is a predicted model, not a curated record. Gene Ontology annotation, cellular component: cytosolic large ribosomal subunit; ribosome. Gene Ontology annotation, biological process: cytoplasmic translational elongation.
AUGAAGCACCUGGCGGCUUACCUCCUUCUCGGCCUUGGCGGCAACACCUCUCCCUCGGCGGCCGACAUCAAGGGCGUCCUUGAGUCCGUCGGCAUCGAGGCCGACGAUGAGCGUCUUGAGAAGCUGCUCUCUGAGCUUGAGGGCAAGGACAUCAACACGCUGAUUGCUGAGGGUUCCGCUAAGCUCGCCUCCGUCCCGUCCGGCGGCGCUGGUGGCGCUGUUGCUGCCGGUGGUGGUGCUGCUGCCGGCGGCGCGGCCGCUGAGGCUCCCAAGGAGGAGGAGAAGAAGGAAGAAGAGAAGGAGGAGUCCGAUGAGGACAUGGGCUUCGGUCUUUUCGACUAA